Messenger RNA from Paramuricea clavata, 3250 nucleotides. NCBI's taxonomy places the organism in Eukaryota, Metazoa, Cnidaria, Anthozoa, Malacalcyonacea, Plexauridae. The record is from the annotation of a GenBank genome assembly.
AUGGCGGCUAGCAUUAAGCUAGAGAACUUAGGAUUGCAGCUCGAACACGAUGACAUAUUAUCCAAGAAGGAGUCCCGUGUUCAUUGCCCAGUUGUUAUGCCUAGAAACCCGAAACUUAUUCGUGGUGAACCUGUACAAGAAAAGGUAAUAUAAAGCAAUGUAGUAUUAGCAGUGAAAAAUUGUGGAUGUCUGGUUUAAAACGUGCAGUAAAACAAUUGGUUUUGCAGCCAACAUUGUACGUUGUCACUUGGUGUCGUAUCUAGUAUGGUCACUUUUCGUUUCCCGCGAAAAUUUGUCGUAAAUCUUUCAUUGAAAUGUCUGAAUUGACUGUUGCAAGUGUCGUCAUGAUUACACACGAAUAUGUUUACACACGAAUAUGAGUGCCUCUGUGCUCUACCCUUGAUGAGUAAAAUCGUUUGGUGUUAGACAGAGUAAAAUAAUAAAGUAGUGCACAUUGGGGUACAAUACAAGUUAAUGGGUUAAGUUGACAUAUAGGCAGAUAGUCUGAUCGAUUACCGUAAACCUCAGAAUAUAUUUAAGCCCCCUGAAUAUAAGCGUAAUAAGCCCCCCCCCUGUGUAUAAGCCACCUCAUUCCAAAUAUAAGCCCACCUGAAUAUAAGCCCCCCCCGAAUAUAACCCCGAAUAUAAGCCCCCGAAUAUAAGCCCUAGCCCACUACGUUAUUCAACAUUGACAUUCAGUCUUUUAAUAUAGCAGAGAACGAUUUUUAAAAACAUUGUCAUUGUGUUUAUCGCUUACUAUGUUAAUCAAAGCAUGUUAUUAUUAAUACAUGUUUAUUUUCCUGUCUAUGACUGACUUGUUCAUUACUGUCUAACACAAAAGAUUGUCCAUGUAUAAGCCCCCCCCAUAUAUAAGCCCCCCUCCCCUUGUAUAAGCCCAUCAAAAAUUGCUUGCGAAAGAUUAUAAGCCCAGAGCUUAUAGUCGGAGGUUUAUAUGGUAACCCAUUACAUUAUAUGCUUGCCCCUUGACAAGUAAAAUGAAAUUGUCUGUUGUAAAAAUUAUAGAGAAAUAAUAAAGUCUCAUAAAUGACUCUGACAGUAAUAUCUCGGUCAAAGUUUCAACACGAGAAACAAGAAGAGCAAGUAAUGGAACUUUCCUAAAUGUGAGAAAGUGCAGAACUGUCAACUACCAGAACAGUUUUUAUAUAAGAGCCGCGAGCGUGUGGAACACUCUUCCUCGUUAUAUUAGAGACACAACUAAGUCUAUAGGAUCAUUCAAAACAUUACUACGCAAGCACUAUAAAGAUCUAACGGACAGUGUUUUCAACCCCAAUGACCUGAGAACUCUUAAGUCAGUUUGUGUGAAAUGUCACACAAGUCGUCCUUUAUGGAACUUAUUAUCUAGACCAUGUUGUUAGGUCAAUCGAACCUUAUAUAGUGACCCAUUAUUGCGCGUGCCAAAUGCAAUUACCAUAAUGCUAUAAUGAAUAUUACUUUAUCUUAUGGUUCAACUCCGUGUACGAGACUACGAGUAUAGCAUUUUGGCGGUUGUGGACGGUGUGUGUAAUAGGGAAAGCAGUCAUAAUGGUUAAAUUUUAAUAUAGCUUGCUCGAUACAUAAACAAUCUUAACAGCUUCAAAUUACUCUAGUACUUCAUUCACGAGUUCAGAAUUUCAAAUAGGAUCUCAUGUCGUAAUGUCUUAUCGUUGUUUGUUUCAAUUUGUGGCCUGUUAAUUUGUUUAUCUGUUUAUUAGUAUGUCUAAUAUCUGUCACGCCAUAGUGUAAAUUAUUGUUAUGUUUAUGUAUGUUGUGGAACCCCGUUAUUGGAGAUUUUAUCUCUGUGUGGUCAUUCCAGCCAUUGUGUGUAAUUUAUAGUUAGUUUAUAUCUUUAAUAAUGGCAAAUUUGUAAAAUUAAAAUUAAAGUAGGGUGCAUUGGGGUGCAAUGCAACUUAAUUUAAUGGGUUACAGUUUUAAUUGGUUACUGUAAUUAAGGCAGAAAAAAAGUAUCCUGUUUCUGGUCAGCAUGUGCAUGAAUCAAUGUAGGCACAAUGUGUCCAAAUGCACCCUACGUUGUUAUUUACUCUGUCAAACGCCAGACAAUUUUACUCGUUGGGGGGGGGGGGAGUGCUGCCACUCAAUGGGUUAAGAGAGAGUUAAACAUGAUAGGUAAUGAAGCAGGGAAUGCAUGGAACCAGGGAUGGAUCCAGCAUGAUCUGGUAGUGUUGGGUGCUCUGCCAGCUCUGGUGCCCAGUUGUGUCGGUCAUGUGUGCCGCCCGCCCAUCAACUUGCUUCACUAAGUGCAAAGUCUUGCUUGACUACUGUAUUUGAAUUGUAAUUGUUGUUCACAGUUCACUUAUCAUCAUGUUAUUACCCAAAUUACUGUAUCUCAUUUUGUCUCUAAUAAUUUUUUGCUUUAUCAUGAAAAAUAGCGCCCCCUCCGCACCUCCUCUGCACCCCCUCUGGCCAAGGCUAGUGGAGGUGCACCCCGGUGGGGGUGCACCCCCCGCACCCCCAGGAAAUCCAUCCCUGCAUGGAAAUACAUGUCCCUGGCAGGAAUCGGACCUGCGGCCCUGCAAUUCUGGUGAAGCGCUCUAACGAACUGAGCUACAGAGGCCAGUUGUUGAGCUCUUAUAACCACAAGUUCAUGUAUAUAACAUACAGUAGUAGGGUACUGCCAUUUAUAGGUUAUUCCUCGGGGACAUCAAGCCUUGUGACAUCAUGUGAACCAGGGUCUUAGCUGGGAUUUUAGAUCUUGGGCGUGUUUCUAAAUGACCUGGGUGUGCAUAUUUCUCAGUUAUGCUCGUCCCAUUAUCCAUCAAAACAUUAAAACAUCUCAGAUCACUUUUUCCAAUUUCAUCAAUUACAGUAGAUUUUAGAAACUUUCUUACGACGUAAAUGGGAAGAAAUUCUGUCUGUUGUAAGUAGCACCACCUUAUUUUAUGAACCUACACGGGCUUAUAUAAAUAAUGAAGCUGCGUUCAUUUUAUCUAGCCGUGUUUUUCUAUUUUUGGCCGCGAUAACACGGUCGACACGGCCUCUAUAGCUAAGACCCUGAUGUGAACAAAACAUAUACUAUCAUUGCAUCAAUAAUGGUAGAAGGAAUGUUCAUCAACUGGAUUCUGUAGAUCAGUUGUUUAGAGUGUAAUUGGUUUUCCUAACAUUAUAGCAAGCACCAUCAGCAUUCCUUGCGGAAAUGCAACUAACAACAGAAGAAAAAUUAAAGCUAACUUGUGAAAUGAGGAUACCGCAGAUUAUAGAGCUUCUGGAUAUGUCUGAAACGACACAUCAAAAG